CGCGCUGAAGAGCCGGCUUGCGCGCGGGCCCGCGGGAGCCCGGGCCGCGGCACAGCAGCCCCGGCGACCGUGCCACGCACGCGCCCCGCACCACCCUUGCCCCUCGCAGGCCGUGGCACUGUCGCCACCUCCGCCGCAGGAAGGAGCCGGCCGCCUUGCCGCGCCGGCACCAUGCCUCGCAUAGAUGCGGACCUCAAGCUCGACUUCAAGGAUGUCCUGCUCCGACCUAAGCGGAGCAGCCUCAAGAGCCGAUCCGAGGUGGAUCUUGAGCGUACCUUUACAUUUCGAAACUCAAAGCAGACCUACAAAGGGAUUCCCAUCAUUGUGGCCAACAUGGACACCGUGGGGACAUUUGAGAUGGCAGUCGUGAUGUCACAGCACUCCAUGUUUACAGCGGUUCAUAAGCAUUACACCCUGGAAGAGUGGAAGGUUUUUGCCUCAAAGCACCCGGAAUGUCUUCAGCACGUGGCUGUGAGUUCGGGCAGUGGACAGAAUGAUCUGGAAAAGAUGAGCAGCAUCCUGGAAGCCGUGCCGCAGGUGAAGUUCAUCUGCCUGGAUGUGGCCAAUGGCUAUUCCGAACACUUUGUGGAGUUCGUGAAACUGGUCCGGGCCAGGUUUCCGGAGCACACCAUCAUGGCAGGGAACGUGGUGACAGGAGAGAUGGUGGAGGAGCUCAUUCUCUCGGGAGCAGAUAUCAUUAAAGUGGGAGUUGGUCCAGGUUCCGUGUGCACCACCCGCACCAAGACCGGGGUGGGCUACCCGCAGCUGAGUGCGGUGAUCGAGUGCGCGGACUCCGCCCACGGCCUCAAGGGGCACAUCAUCUCGGACGGAGGCUGCACCUGUCCAGGAGACGUCGCCAAAGCCUUUGGAGCCGGAGCGGACUUUGUCAUGCUGGGAGGGAUGUUCUCUGGCCACACCGAGUGUGCAGGGGAAGUGAUCGAGAGGAACGGGCAGAAACUCAAGCUCUUCUACGGGAUGAGCUCCGAGACGGCCAUGAAGAAGCACGCGGGGGGCGUCGCCGAGUACAGAGCCUCUGAAGGCAAGACGGUGGAAGUGCCUUACAAAGGGGGUGUGGAAAACACUAUUCUGGAUAUUCUUGGGGGACUGAGGUCGACCUGCACCUACGUGGGGGCCGCCAAACUCAAAGAGCUCAGCAGGAGAGCGACGUUCAUCCGGGUGACCCAACAGCACAACACAGUGUUCAGUUAAUGCAGAGAUGGAGUGACAUCCCGCUGGAGCGGAAGCCCCCGUGCCACCUGCUUCUCCCACCUCUCCCGGCUUCUCGCUGCUCCGAAUGGUGGUGUGCUGCGUCCUUCCUCCCCCUCCUGCCUGGAGGCUUUGGGGCUCUCCCUUGUGCCUUGGGGCCCAGAAGCAGGGCACCGCUGGGUCAGCAGUCAGAUCCCAGCUGCCCAGGGCGCACAGCCUUAUUGUUCAAUCCAACAACUUGCACCUUUUUUGGAAAAAAAAAAUCAUUUUAAUACAAUGCUGUUGAGACUUGAUUGAGUGCUGGGGUUUGCCUUUGCAGGAGCCAUACGGGGGUCCUUGGAGAUUUGGGGGCUGCCUACCCAGCCUAAUGAGUGGCACGCUUGGCUAUGCCCAUACCAGGUACCUUGAGAGGGGUGGGCAGAGCAGAGCUGGAGUCAGAGUAACCAGUACCCCUCUCUCCUGUUCUUGGCUGCUGGAGAACAUGAGGUCUGGUCCCCUGCCAGGGCUCACGGGCUUGGCAGUGUCUUGACACCUCCUUCAUACUCCCUGGCUACCUGUUGGAGCUGCUGCUAGUUAGCUGGCCUGAACAGGUUUCCUUUUCCUUUUCUCCAUCCUUUUUCCUCCCCUUCUCAGUCCCAACUUGUCAGGCUGGACCUUCUCAAAGAGGUUAUACAUUAGUCUGCACAUAACCUUUAACAUCUGGUCCAGCUUCAAAGAGAUUAGCGGGUGGAGUCCUGUUGGAAGAGCAACUGGCCUGGCUCAGUAGCGUCCUCAAAAGCAUUGCUCUAAAAUGUGAGACUGAGCCCUAGCCAAGGAGGAAGGACCACGUGGUUCUGCCAUAGAGGGUUUGGCUGGCUGGUGACAGCGGUCUUGUCUGGACAGAAGGGCCCAGGGCCUCCUGAGGACCGGCAGGUUUAUACACUCCAGGAUGUGACACUUCCUGUGUUAAUGAGGCAGGAGCAGAGUUUCUUUGAAAAGGCAACCACCUCCCUGGAGGUCCCUGGAGUAGAGAGGGGGCACUCUGCUGCUGAAUAAGGAUGAGCCCAUCAAGCGUCCAAGGCCAGCCACACUGUCACACUGGGAGAAUACAGGCCCCGUUUGUUUUUAAAGGCACGUUUCCCAUACCAGAGUAACUGACCCCUCUCCCCACCCUGAAGUCCACGGAGCUGCUUUUACCUGCAGAAACACGAGGGGCUCAGUUUGGGAGAAUGUUUGAGGGUCAAGAGGAUGUUUCCUGUUGAGAAAAAGGUGGGGCUUGAUGGCCCCCACCCCUCUUUCCUGCCUGUCUGGGUGAAGUGUCAGCCUCCGGCCGUCUCUGUGGGAGAAGUGUUUCACACUCAAGUCCUGAACUUUGUUUUAAUGAGACUCUUGCAAGAUAAGGGAGAGAAGUGAAGAAAAGAAAAUCACAAAUCCACUAAAAGUUCCUGCCACAGUACAGGGACUUCCUCUAGGACUGUGACCCUCACCAAACUCCUGCUCUUGUGACCCAGUGUCUCCUUUCUCAAGUUUGGCUCUCAGAGUACACUGGUUCCCUGGAGCGGGAUGGCCCCGAUCCACGCUGCUUUACCAUCUUGUGGAAAGACCAUCCUCACAACCAAAGGCAGGGGUUUGCAGUCCAGCUUCUGGGAAGUAAAGACAGUCAUUGCAAAGGGUCAGAUUGAAAGAGGCACCAUAAAAACAACUGGCAUCCCAUCCCCCUUAGCCAAGUUCAUCUCUGUCCCUGGAGGAGCCCCGCCACCCGAGAGCCCCAGAGACCAGGCAUCAGUUAGGGAUGUGGAUGGAGGCAUAGUGUGCAGCCCUGCGGCCACCUAGGGCACAGCCUGUGAGCCUGGCACUCACCUUGGGCUGGACCACAAUUCAGAUGGUUUCAGGGACUGCCCCACGGCAGCCCUGGAAGUUGUGCUUUGAACCCCUGGGGAUAUCACAGCCAUCGGACUCCAGACCUGUGAGGACCCUGAGCAGCAAAGAAAAGUGAAGCAGGCAAGGUAGCGGUCAGCCAGCUCCAGCAGGCCCACCCACGACACACGGCACAGCUGCCCGGACAGCGGCCCCACUGAAGGGCCGCCCGGCCUGGCCUCCGGCUCCCCCAUCACCGCUGGCUCCAUGCCAGUUCUUUCCCACUAUGACAGUGUCAGGCCCUCGACUCAAGUCCCAAGAGGGUAGCUGAUGCCCCCAGCAAACCCAGCAGAGGUGACAGAGGGAGGAGGGUCCCAUUCCUCCCGGACCACACCAGGACUCCUGGGUUUCUCUCAAGUUCUCUUCUGCAACAUGGAACCACAAGCCUGGACACCUGUCACAGCUGUGUCCACAGGUAGGGUGGGGACCCCUCUCCAACCCGCCCCCCCCCCCAGAAAGUCUCAGGUCCUUGAGAAACGACUUUAGGCCACAUCCUCCCCAGACAACCCCGUGCAAACUUGAGACAGACACGGGGCAGCUCCUCGUACCCAGAGACCCCUUCCCACUGGGCUCCUCAACAAUCAUUGUGGAGCUGCAGGAAACACAGAUGAUCUUUCUACCUUUAGACCACUAACGGGGCUACGGCAAAACCGCAGAGAACACAUUGAUUAUGCCAUGCGAGCCCAGGAAGCUGCCAGACGUUUACCAACAAAACCCGUGAACCACAGGAUUCAGACACAAGCAGGAUCUGAACCAACCAGGACAUCAUGAGUAGACGCCAACCUCGUAUCUCAGAACCUCAUCUCAAGGGCCUCCUUCCCCCAAAUGAGUAGGGAAACCAAGUCUCAGGCUACUCAGCAACACCACCCCAACUCCCCCGGGGGGAAGUCAUGGGACACUUAGUGGCAGAAGGAAGAACUACCCACAGAAGACAAAGACUCAGUUGCAAUUGGCACUGUUAUUUUAUUAGUACGAGUAUACUGAAACAAUAAACUUGUACUGGUAUACAGACAAUUUUAUUUAAAACAAUUUUGUUCAAAUUUUGAAUCAAACAUUGUUUUAUUAUAAUAAUGAAAUAAUUUCUACCUAGAAAACCUGCAAGCACCAUCAAAGAAAGGGACCAUAAAAUUCAAUAAACAGACUCGAGUGUAUCCUACAAAUAGACACACCACGAUUAGAAAAUAGAAUAUGAAUUCUUCCAUUUUUUUUUAAUAUUUGUUUUAAAAAAGCUAGUGCAAGUACAAUAUUUUACACUGGAAUUACAGAGAGUAUGCACGCAUAUGGAAAAAGUUCUCCUGUCACAAUAAAAGCUCUUAACUAUG
Messenger RNA from Urocitellus parryii (Arctic ground squirrel), 4424 nucleotides. It is a transcript of the gene Gmpr, whose product is annotated as guanosine monophosphate reductase. Gene Ontology annotation, biological process: nucleotide metabolic process. Lineage: Eukaryota; Metazoa; Chordata; Mammalia; Rodentia; Sciuridae. The record is from RefSeq and is a predicted model, not a curated record. Gene Ontology annotation, cellular component: GMP reductase complex. Gene Ontology annotation, molecular function: GMP reductase activity.